Messenger RNA from Anopheles moucheti, 1578 nucleotides. Its product is annotated as protein gurken-like. Gene Ontology annotation, molecular function: epidermal growth factor receptor binding; receptor ligand activity. Gene Ontology annotation, biological process: epidermal growth factor receptor signaling pathway. The record is from RefSeq and is a predicted model, not a curated record. Lineage: Eukaryota; Metazoa; Arthropoda; Insecta; Diptera; Culicidae.
CGUGCUGCGGAGGUGCUUGUUUCCUGACCACUCUCCCCCUGCUCGAUCAACCAACACCAAUAUAUCAAUUCGGUCAGAACUCAGCGCUUUCAUCGAUCAACAGGUGCGUGUGGUCUUUGUGCCUUGACUGCGCCUUCCCCCCCUAUGAGGUGAGUGCUUACCCACCAACCACCACCGCAUUAAGGUCCUAUUAAAAGAAUUCAGGAAGGAGAAGCUCGCAAGAGUACCCUUCCGGAGGAAUCAGCCAGACAUUCGUCGUAUUCUUCGAGGUAUCGCGUUUGAAUCUUCAAGCAACGGAAGCUCAGCUAGCGGCCGGUUGGACGGCGAAAGGAAGAAGAAAAAGAAAAAGCAAGCGUACGAAAGGGACGGUUCCCCGUGCAUGAUACAUCCGCGGCACCACAACACACUUGGGAGCAAUGAAAUCAAGUGCAGUAAAAUUUUGUGCUAUACUACUAAUAAUGCUGUCAUCAGUUGUGGUUCACACAGACUGCUGUUCUAGCAGAUCGAUGCCAAAAUCAAGACCUCGACCAGUGUCACACUUUCGCGGUGUGAUGACGUCCGCCACCACCACCUUUACGGUGAUCCGGCCGGAUGCGACCUCGUCGUCGAACCGGGAUCCACCCGAUACAGUUUCGACGGGGAUGGACUCGCGUCUCACGGGCAGUGGCGGCACGGACACUGGCGGUCUCGGCCGUGGUAUCAGCACCAGCACCGGCAUCGCAGCGAGCAAAGCAAACGACCAACAGCAGACGCAACGGAACGGUGCGUCGAUAGAGGGCACGAACGGUCGCCCACCGGGCAGGGAGGAAACAGCGAGCGGGCGCGAACGAAAGGAUCAGCUGCUGAUGCGCAUGGGCAAAUGUUCGCAACUGUUCGAGGAAAACUACUGCCUGAACGGUGGCAAGUGUUACAACUUCACGAUCGCGAACUCGACCAUGCCGACGUGCGAGUGUGCGGACGGCUUCAUGGGUGAACGAUGUGAGUCAAAGUACCUGGAUGGGACCUACCUAAGCAUGCGCAAGCCGAAGAUCCACAUCGAAACGGCGAGCAUUUUUUUUGGGAUGUUUCUUUAUUUGUUGUUGUUUUGUAUACUUUUAUACCUCCACCGCGCACCUACAGCUGAAAAUCGUUUCGAAGUGAAGCGAAAGCGUGUGAGAUAACGAGAAGGAAGGAAUAGUUAUAUUAUUUUAUUAUUAUUAUUAUUAUUAUUAUUAUAUACUGGCAUUAUUAAUCAGUCCUGUAACGAACUCUACUUUAAACCAUGAUUAUGUUGUACGCACUCAUGGGAAGGAGAAGGUGCAUUGUUUAAACUAAACGUUUUCUAUUGCAUAAUGCUUCAAAAUCGCUAAUCCCUUCUCACAAAUUUGGCGUUCGUGAGAGAAAGAACUGGAAAAGGGGUGUAUAAAAACGAAAACAACACCAUGCUUCGGAAUAACGAGAACAGAACUGAAAUUUGUUGUAACAUUCAAAUAAAGCAAACAAGAGAAAAAACAUUAUAAAAGAUUUUUAUAUUCGGUAUAGACAUUCAGACGGUGGAAACUCCUCGCUAAAAAAAACGCUGGUACGCGACAGUCUUGU